Messenger RNA from Sinocyclocheilus grahami, 2332 nucleotides. Its product is annotated as rho guanine nucleotide exchange factor 10-like protein. The record is from RefSeq and is a predicted model, not a curated record. Lineage: Eukaryota; Metazoa; Chordata; Actinopteri; Cypriniformes; Cyprinidae. The coding region runs from base 81 to 1553 and encodes 490 amino acids. Gene Ontology annotation, biological process: actin cytoskeleton organization; positive regulation of stress fiber assembly; SREBP signaling pathway. Gene Ontology annotation, molecular function: protein binding; guanyl-nucleotide exchange factor activity. Gene Ontology annotation, cellular component: cytosol. The transcript has 8 exons.
AAAACACACCGGGUUGGUUCCCUGCAGAAGAUGAUGGGAAGACAAAAGCUCCGUUUUGGUGUCCACUGCUGGCCUGUCGCAUGCCUGCCUUCACUUCCAAAAGCCAGGAAUGUAAGCUGGAGGCUGCGCUUCACAAUCCUGUUCAAUGUGCUUUACUUGGUUUCUCAGCGGCGAGUACUUCACUUCCUCAAGGCUACCUCUGGGUAGCCGGUGGAGGUGAUUCCACUCAAGGCCAGGUGGACAUCUUCUCCUUGAACAGACCCACACCUCGGCCUGUAAAAUCCCUCCAGAUGGGAGCUCGAGUGAGGGGUUUGGAGUAUGUGCCUGAGCCCACCCCUUCAGAGGACAACAAAACCAGCCCUCACAGCUCCAUGGGAGUUGGAAAUACUAUUUGUGUGGGACUUGAUGAUGGCAGCAUUCUGGUCUAUGGCAGUAUGGACACAGCCGCCCAAUGUCUUGUGACUCUCCGUAACCCCGAGGGCUGUCCAGUUCUGUGUCUCAAACAUUCCGGGAAAUUCCUGUUCGCUGGCCUGCGGGAUGGAACGCUGAUGGUGUACGAGAGACAUCACGGAGGGGAACUGUGGAACCAGGACUCCUGUAGGAAAGUAACAGUUGGCUCAGAUCCCAUCAGGACACUACUUGCCUUGGAGGACUCGGUCUGGGUUAGCUGUGCUAACACAGUAACUGUAGUUGAUGGCUCCAGUUUGUCCACUCAGAGAUUUGAGGUCCAUCAGGACCCGAUGGUGAGCGUGGCCCAUAUGGUACGAGCUGGGGGGGGCGUAUGGAUGGCUUUUUCAGAAGGUUCCUCUAUACGCUUGUUCCAUACGGAAACACUGGAGCACCUGCAGGAGAUCAACAUAUCUACACCCUCAUCGUUUUACAACCCCAAAGGUCAGAAGAGCAUGAGAGUUACCAGCCUGCUGAUUUGCCAGGGGCUGCUGUGGGUGGGAACUGCACAGGGCAUUAUCAUCACCCUGCCUGUGCCCAAGUUGGAGGGCAUCCCCAAAAUUACAGGUAAGGGGAUGUCAUCUCUUAAUGCACACUGCGGGCCUGUGGAUUUCUUAGUUGCCCUUUCCAGCAGUUUGUCUCCUGAUCUUCUGAAGCGGGAUUCUCUGGUGGAAGGGCAUGACUCGGCCUGUGGAUUGGAGGACCGCAGUGACUCGUCCUCUCAGGAAUCGCUCCAGCAGCCCAGUAUUUCCGCCCAAGUGGAUGGUAAAGGGAAGGGUAGGAGUGGAGUGUUGCUACAGUACCGCCUCCGCUCAACCUCAGGUUUGCCCGGGCGACCAUUAACCGCGAGAGGGGACGAAGCUUCGGACUCGUCUUUAGAAUCUUUGGAGCACAGCAUGGAAGACGGCUCCAUAUACGAACUCAGCGAUGAUCCAGACAUGUGGGUCAGGGGUCAACCCUGCGAGAGGGACAGGAUGAGGAGGGAUAGGGUUACCUCAGUAGCAGUCAUCUCGGGCGGGAAGGGCUUCCGCCGACUGAGGGAGGGUUCUGUGGCAACCACCGCAGAAACCACACUUAUGAUCUGGCAGCUUCCUCUCAUGGUUUAAGCUGAAAUUGUGUUUAAGGAAUUGUGAAAUGAAAAUUUUGACAAUUUACAUACCCAUACUGUAUGUCAUUUCAAACCUGAAUGACUUUCUUUUGAAUUAAUGUACUGGUCACUCUUUUCAGCGCUGUUACAAUGAAUGAAACUUCAAAAAAGAUACAAAAGUUGUCAUAAAAGUGGUUCAUCCUCCCGUUACCAUCAUACAGUGAUGAACAGUCCUUUUAAAAUGUAAGGGAAUAUUUCUCUGAUAAUUUUCCUCUCUUGAGAACCGAUUCAUGAACAAAUCAUCCAGACCAAUGUUGUAAGCUCAACUGAUUCAUUGAAAAGAUCUGACUCGAGUCAUUUUACAAUUCAGACAUCACUAGGUUAAUGCAGUAACUGAAUUAUAUAAUAAAAAAAAAAAAUACAUUCUUUACACAAAGCUAUCGGCGCACCACUUUUUUUGGUGUAUUUUGGAGCCUGACAGUUCUAGUCCUCAAUUUUAUUAUACAGAAGAAUGGUGACCAGGAUAUUUGACAGAAACAAAGUAAUAUGGGUUUGGAAUGACGUGCGGAUAAGUAAAUUACAGAAUUUUAAUUUCAGAGUGAACUUUCCCUUUUCGCUGGGCAUGUGUGGUGCAAAAUGUGAGGCUCUUCUUUCCCAGAAAAAAAUGUCUUCUAUAUUAAAUGACCUUGCGAUCUCGAGAAAUCCAGGUCUUCCAAUAAGAAUAUUCCAUAACUAAUAGACUCAGAGUAAUAAGUUCUCAGUUAAUUCAGCUUCUGUCACUCAUUCCUGUACAGUACC